AUGGGAUCAACUAAGAAGCCUGUCAUUUACUUUUGCUGCAGUUUUCUAAUUAGGAGCUUAUUGAUCGUGGCAUCAGUGAUUUGUGUUGUGUCCAUGUUAACUACCCGGCGAACAGAAGAUUGGGAGGACGAUACCUCUUACUACGGAACCUUUUUAUCCAAUUUUACUGCAUCACCAUCUUUCAUAUACUUUGUGGUGGUAUUCUCUGUGGCAGGCCUUUGUAACAUCAUUAUUAAGUUAUCAUCUUGUUUAGUCAUCUGCUUAGCUCCAGCUUCCCCAACAAUGUUGCUCCUCUUUGCGUUUUUUGAUGUGUUGACACUGGGGCUCGUAUCCUCGGCCACUGGCAGCAUUGGCUUUGUUGUAUAUACCUUACAAAUGGGAAACGAUAACUUCAGCUGGUCGGAGUUCUGCAACGUUUACAACUCCUUCUGCAACCAUCUAGGAUUCUCUGUCGGCGUCUCCAUAUUUGCCACCAUUUUGCUCAUAUUUCUUCUCUGGACCUCCCUCUUUUCUUUUUACAAAAGAAUCUCAAAGCAGAGCCCACCACCACAAUUAACACAGGGAGAGGCAUAG
This is a messenger RNA of Prunus armeniaca (apricot), 573 nucleotides long. The record is from the annotation of a GenBank genome assembly. Lineage: Eukaryota; Viridiplantae; Streptophyta; Magnoliopsida; Rosales; Rosaceae.